CCGCCGGCGAUGGCUUUUCAUCCAUCAACCCAUAAUGAAACCGGCCUUCACUUUAUCUUGAUUCCUCUCCCAUGUCCAGGUCACUUUAUCCCAGCAAUAGACAUGGCCAAGUUAUUCGCCAGCCGUGGCAUAUCAACCACCGUCUUCCUCGUCCCAUCUAUUGCAAACAGAUACGGCAACACCAUUACCAAAGAAGCAAAUUCCAACCUACCCAUCACAUUCAUCCACCCUUAUUUCCCAUCAGUCGAAUCAGGUCUACCUAAAAACUCCGAUACUGUAGAUGUAAUCCCACAAAAUCAAAUGGGUAACUUCAUGAUCGCGCUAGAGUUAUGGCAAACAUCAAUUGAACAUUUCAUUCAACAGUUGAAACCCUUUCCACCAACUUGCAUGAUAACCGAUCGGUUUCUUCCAAUCGUAGCGGAAAUUGCAAAGAAACUCGACAUACGAAGAAUCAUAUUCGAUGGAACGGGUUGUUUAAAUCUUCUAGUUUAUCAUCAGUUAAACGUUUCUAAAAUUCAUGAAACCGUAAAUCAUGAUUCAGAACCUUUUGUUGUUCCAGGUUUACCUGAUAGAAUUGAACUAACUAGAAAUCAAAUACCCAAUUUGAUUACAGAUGAUUUAUUGAAAGAUUAUCAUAACAGAGUAAAGGAAAUCGACAGUUAUGCUUAUGGGUUAUUAAUCAAUAGUUUCCAAGAGUUAGAACAGAGUUACUACGAUGAACUGAGAAAUCUAAACUCCAACCUAGUUUGGUGCGUGGGACCGUUAUCACUCCGAAACAGUGCAAAAACAGAUAAAUCUAGGAGAGGAAACAAAUCAUCAAUAGACGAAAACCAAUGUUUGAAAUGGCUCGAUAAGCAAAACCCAUCUUCCGUUAUCUACGCCUGCCAUGGGAGUCUCAACAACCUCCCACUGCCGCACCUGGUUGAGCUAGGGUUAGGUCUGGAAGCGUCGAACCGUCCGUUCAUCUGGGUUUUAAACAGUGAAGAAUCUGCGGUGGAGAAAUGGAUAAAGGAAGAGGAUUUUGAAAAAAGAACGGAAGGGAAAGGGCUAAUCAUCCGUGGUUGGGCGCCGCAGUUGUUAAUACUAUCCCAUGUUGCUGUUGGUGCAUUUUUGACACAUUGUGGAUGGAACUCGACGUUGGAAGGGAUUUGUUCAGGGGUUCCAAUGAUAACAUGGCCAUUGUCUUGGGAUCAAUUUAUAAAUGAGAAAUUGACUGUGGAGAUUUUGGGAAUUGGAGUUGGAGUUGGGUCUAAAUCUGCUUUGAAUAUUGGUGAAGUGGUUGAUGAGAUUGAGGUUUCUGUCAAGAGAGAGGAUGUGACUGUGGCUGUGGAGAAGAUUAUGGAUGGAGAUGGUGAAGGUGAAGUUAGAAGGAGGAGAGUGAGAGAGAUUGGAGAGAUGGCAAAGAAAGCAGUUGAAGAAGGAGGGUCGUCUUACCAUGACAUGAGUCUUUUCAUUCAUGAUAUGAUGAUGAUCAUGGCUGUUUAA
This is a messenger RNA of Impatiens glandulifera, 1485 nucleotides long. RefSeq names its product UDP-glycosyltransferase 73C4-like. The transcript has a single exon. The record is from RefSeq and is a predicted model, not a curated record. Gene Ontology annotation, molecular function: UDP-glycosyltransferase activity. The coding region runs from base 10 to 1485 and encodes 491 amino acids. NCBI's taxonomy places the organism in Eukaryota, Viridiplantae, Streptophyta, Magnoliopsida, Ericales, Balsaminaceae.